AUGGGUCGCUACAAAAGAGUCAUAGGAAGCAGGGAUUACAGCAAUUAUACCACAGCACAACUAGAAGAGGCACUUCGACUGAUUAGAUCGGGUGUAAUAUCACAAAGACAAUGUUCUACGAGAUUCAAAAUACCUCGAGCGACAUUGCAGAAUAAGCUGAAGGGAGUGCACAAUAGACCUGCGGAUUCCCUAGAUUUAAGAAAACUUGUGAAGUGCUAUCUAGAUCGAAAGGGUGUAGUUAUAAGCAGAUUUACAAGUAAUCUUCCUGGUAGUGAAUGGGUAAGAAUAUUUUUAAAAAGACAUCCAGCAGUGACACAAAGGUUUGUUGCAAAUAUAAAAUCCGUUCGGGCCGGCGUUUCAUCUGCCGUUGUUAAUAAAUACUUUGACCACUUAGAAGAGGAAUUAAGGGGGACUCCACCGACAAAUAUUUGGAAUUACGAUGAGUCCAACUUAGCCGAUGACCCAGGUGUAGUCUUCUUGCUGCCUAAAGCAGUUGUGCUUUUCGGUGUGGUCUUUGGGAAGCUCACUUUGGUGGUCGAGUCUGUGGUUUCGUUCUUGUCAAUCUCGUUCAAAGUAUCUUCUUCUUCAACGCUUGUAUCGUUCGCCUCUGCAGCUAAGCCAUCUUGGGCUUCCAAUCUGAACGUCAAAGGAUCCCCGACUGCAAUAGUGGUUGUUGGUCUUCCUUGGUACAGGAUCAGCAGUCGUACCUUCGAACUGAGGGUGUUCUCGGCUGGAAGGUCCUCUGAACAAACAGGUCAAAUUGAAUCGCUUGUCUCUGCCAGUCUGCACAUUAUCAGCGAACUGCACCACCGCGAUGUUGGUCAUGGUAUCGCCGUACCUUUGCGUACCACAUUCCGGGUAUCCGCCGGCACCGCUGAUGCGGAGGACGUUCACGGUACCGCCAUUGCCUCGGAAGAAGCAGCGGUCGUAGAAACCUACGACGGUGGUGGAGGCCUAGGUCGUCGUACUGGAGGGUACCUAUCGUCCGGGUAUCUGGUGGGAUACCUAGGAGGAGGGUAUCUGUCCCCUGCAAUGCCGCCACUUCCUGGUGGAUACCGAUCAGGACCUACUACAGGCGGGUACCGACCUCCUGGUCUACCUCCGGGGUACCCUUGUUCUCCAGGUCUAGCUCCUGGUGCACCAUCUCCUUCACCACCAACUAUUUAA
This is a messenger RNA of Acanthoscelides obtectus, 1167 nucleotides long. NCBI's taxonomy places the organism in Eukaryota, Metazoa, Arthropoda, Insecta, Coleoptera, Chrysomelidae. The record is from the annotation of a GenBank genome assembly.